GCGGCCGCGUGUAGCGGGCGGAGGCCGCGCAGGCAGUGGGUGACGGGCCGCUGUGAAGGGCGGGUUGGUGAGAUUCUCCCUCUCCGCACCCUGCCGGAGAUGUCCGGUGCGAAGGAGAAGAAGCGGGCCAAGAAGAUGAGGAACCAGCCGGCCAGCGUCACGCUUCCCGCUGAGCCGGGGCCCUUCCCCGACGGCGGGAGCAGAGCCUGCCUGCCCCCAGGAGACAUUCAUUGUGAGCAGCAGUAUCAGCAGCAGAAAUUUUCAAACCAGUCAUCUGGGCCUUCUUACAGGAAAGACCAGUAUUUUCCAAAAGGGCAAAAUAGAGGAGAGAGAGGGAGAGGAAGAGGAGGAUGGCAAGGAGGACGCCAGAGUGUUUCUGAGGAAAUACCAAAAUACAUAACAGUGUCUGCCUUUGCUCAAGCUCGUGCUGCUGAGAUCAAUGCCAUGUUGAAAGCAGUUGCGCAGAAGUCUUCAAACUCUUUGGUUUUCCAGACUCUACCUAGGCACAUGCGAAGGCGAGCUAUGAGUCACAAUAUUAAACGACUACCCAGGCGGCUCCAAGAGAUUGCCAAGAAAGAGGCAGAGAAAGCUGUACAUCAGAAAAAAGAACAGUCGAAGACUAAAUGCCGCAAAGCUAGAAGGCGCCACAUAAAUUUGGUAGCAGAGUUUAAUCGUAGGCAAAGAAAGAAUAUUUGGCUGGAAACGCAUAUUUGGCACGCAAAGAGAUUUCAUAUGGUAAAGAAAUGGGGAUAUUGUUUAGGAGAUAGCCCUACGGAGAAGUGCUACAGGGCUUGUUACCGAGCCAUGACAAACCACUGCCUUCUUCAGGACUUAUCAUAUUAUUGUUGCCUGGAGUUGACUGGUAAAGAGAAUGAACUUCUGAAGCAACUUGCUCGAAUAUGUAGCAUUGACACAGGAUUAACAUUUGAAGAGGCUUGUUGUCUGUCUGGAAGAUUCGAGGGUUCCCUGAAUCUUUACCAAGCAGAUCGCUAUCCUGAGGAUAUGCUUGGUCCCGUUACAUUUAUUUGGAAACCCAGGGGUGUCUCUGAAAACAGACAGUUAUGGAUCUGGAUGCAUCCAGCUCUCAAACAGGACAUACUGAGAGAGUUAAAAGCAAUUUUUCAGUGUACAGAGCCUCAAGACAUCUAUAUUCCUGAGCCUGUUACAACAUCAAUUCAAGAGGAAAAACAAAUGGAUGUUGUUCUCAGCCUUGGCAAGAAAAGGAAGAAGGAGGAUAAAGAAGGAGAAAGAGCUGUGCCAGUGAAAAAAAUAAUUGGUGAUGGCACUAGAGAUCCAUUCCAGUCCUACUCUUGGAUCUCGCAGACUACUGGCAUUGUGAUCAGUGAUAGAACUAUGGAGAUUCUCAGAUACCGUCUGAUUGGCCCAUUAUCACACUCCAUCCUUACAGGGACCUUGAAAGCUGCUUCUCUCCAAACAGAGAUGGCAGAUUCAGAGACAGAACUGAAUAACUGGUGGGUAGAAAACUGCAAGGACUCUGAAAAAGUAUCUCUUCAUCAACGUCAAAGCGCAAUCUUUGAGCUAUUAGAAGGGAUAAGUUCGCCAUCAGAAUUGCCACCAGGUACAAUACUGGGCCUCACUGUUGGAGAUCCUCGAGUGAAUUUGCCAAAAAAGAAGACAAAAGCCAUGCCAGACUUUGAAAAAUACCAAGAUAAUGAUAAAGUUAGGCAGCUGUACCUGGAGGGUGUGCCUGUAGACUGUGCUCACAGCUUUAUCUGGGACCAGGACAUCUGUAAGAACGUCACUGAAAAUAAAAUCUCAGAGCAGGAUUUAAACCAUAUGAGAGCUCAGUUACUGGUACCUGGAUCACACCUUGAUUUGGGCCCUCGUGAAUCUAAGAUUCCCAUACUGUUGGUGCAGCAGCCAGGGAAAAUGGCUGGAGAAGAUCUACCAGGAUGGGGGAGCGGCUGGGAUAUCUAUCUCCCAAAGGGCUGGGGCAUGGCCUUCUGGAUUCCUUUUAUAUAUCAAGGUGUACGAGUUGGUGGCUUGCAAGAGGCUUUAAAGCAUUCUGAGUAUCAAAGAACACCUCACACUCCAAAUGAUUUCCCAGACUGCCAGGCAGGAAAGCAGUUUGCCAAAGAACUGGAAACCAGUCUUCUUGAAAAAUUCAAACGACGUCCACCUGCAAAAAGGGCAAAUUAUGUCAAGCUGGGCACUCUGUCCCCUUUCAUCUGUCCUUGGGGACAGCUGACGAAGAACUGGGAAGGGAGAAUGAAAGCUUCAGGAGAAUCUGUACAUUCCCCACACGCUGAGUGCUGUGCAACUGAAGACCACCGCUUUUGUGACCCCAAAGCAGAAGUGGUCAAAGAAGCUUCCUCUGAGACUGGUGAGAUAGAGGAGACUGUUGGAAUAACAAGCUCUGAAGCUGUCCUAAAGACAGAUGGUGUUACAGGCGCCCAAGACUUUGGUGAGAGAGAUGAAUCUAUGACAACAAGUGACUUUAUUGUUCUCAGGAGUGAGAAACUACUAAAGCAGUUAUCAGCCUGGUGCUAUCCCACUGCUGGAAAAGAUCGGCGAGUCCGCCUUAUUUCUCGACUGGGACAGAAGGAAAUGACUCAAGAUGUCUUUUUGCCAAUCUUGAUGAGCUACCCAAGGGCUCUUGUAUGGGUCAAGUUGACCCUCUUGAGAAAGGGGAACCCAGAGUUACAUGCCAUGAUUUGCAUCCCAACAGAAGAUGACUUGCUGCAUCUAAGCAAAGACAAACUCUUCUGUGGUCCUCAGGAACCCACACAUCAUGACAUAUUCAAGCAUAAGGUACAGAAGCUAAAAGAGGAGAAAAAGAAGAAGAAAAAGGAUAACACAAAGGGUCUAGAAAGUGACCCCCUGAGCGUUCCAGAUAAAGAAACAACUGAGGAACAUGAAGACCUCAUUCUUGGUCUUUGGUCAGAUGUUCUCCCAGAUGUUACUUCCCACUGUUCGAGAACUCUCUUGGGAUAUGUCAGUCGAGGGGAUUUUUCGUUGGCUGUGGGCUGUGGAGAAGCACUGGGUUUUGUUAGCUUGACGGGGUUACUUUAUAUGUUACACAACCAGCCAGCAGAUAAAAAAGGGCUUGUUUUGUUAAGAACUCCAGCAUCUUUACAGUACAGAUUUGCAAGACUUAAUAUUGAGGUUUAAGUAUCAUUGCAAUGCAGUAGAAUGCCAAAAAUACCAAAGAAUGUCGGUUUUGUCUUUUGUGGCCUUUCUGUCUCAAAUUUGAGGUGAUUCUGAGCCCCAAUAACGUCCGGAGGAUUAUGAAAUAAUUAAAAAGCUUUGUAGCAUUAUUCAUGAAAAUAACUAAUGCAUAAACAGACCUAGUAUUACGUCUGAUGUCCGCAUUGCUAAGGAUUUCUAACGUGAAUGCAUCCAUUAUUAUGAUCUUCUUUAGAGAUAAAGAAGCAUAUUGUUCAUUUUUCACCUUAGAGCAGUGGAUGCUAUAACAAUACACAGAAAAUCAUUAUUUUCCUUUUAGAAAUCUUUUGGUCAGGUGGAUUCUAACUUUCCAGUGCAUUGUUCACAUGUAAGUGCAUGCGAUGUGGUACGGUGUAUGUAGCAAGUGGCUUUUCCCGAUUCUUCGUGUCUGAAUGCAUGUGGCUGCAGUGGAACGGAGCAAAAUGGACAAAUCUAUUAAGAAAGCAGAAGGGUACUUACUUUGGUGGAAAAGCGCUGUGCUUAAAUGAAAUGCAAAUAAAAUAUAGCCUGGCUGUAUAAUCUUGAAUUAUAGCAAUUGGAGCUCUUAAAUUGGAAAGCUUAUCAGUCUCUCUCUCUAGUCUGAGAGAGAAAACCCUAUUUUUGAAAAGUAAUAAGCCUUUCAGAUGCAAAUUGCUGUUGGUGGGUCAGCAUACAUUCUGUUAAUAAUGGGAUAUUUUGGUUCCUUAAAACAUGAGGUUAUUUUUGUAUGGAAUGUGCUAGGAUUGAAAGUUUCUUCAUUUUACUGUAUGGUUUAGGAGUGUUCGAAUUCGUAAAACUUGUAUGCUGGAGGGGUGAGGGGAGAAAGGUGUUUGAUUUGACUGGGGUGAGGUGGGUUGAUUUGUUCGUUUUGGUGUUUUGUUGGGGCUUUUUUAAAUGAUAGCCUUAAGCUUCUAGCCAUUCUUGAGUUAAGCAGCCUGAAAACAAGUUUACAAUAAUACACUGUAGUUUAGCAGCAGCAUGAUACAAAUCUGUACCAGUUGGUAAAAUUACCCUGAAAUGAUCAUGUACAAAUAAAAAUCUAAUCUAUUCUUGAUUCGGGAAUCUACUGAUUUAGCUUGAUUCUUUUAAGAAAUUAAAUAUGGAUCAGUUAAUGACUUAGUCUUUCUAAGUAUCAGUCUGCAUAUUAAUUCCCUCAUUCACGGUUUUGUUUGAAAAAGUCUUAGGUGAAUAGGUUAAUGUUGUUUGAAGUUGUUUGUUGGAGGAAGGAUUUAGAGUACCUUACCUCCACAAUUAUUAAAAUUUAGGGUCAUUGGUGGAUUAAACGUGGCACACACAUAGAAUCAUAGAAUUGUCUAUGUUAGAAGGGACUUUCAGAUCAUCUAGUCCAACCAUCAACCUAACUCUGACAAAAACCAUCACUAAACCGUAUCUCUAAGCACUAAGUCUACCUGUCUUUUAAAUACCUCCAGGGAUGGUGCCUCAACCGCUUCCCUGGGCAGCCUGUUCCAAUGCUAAAUAACACUUCCAGUGUAAAAUGUUUUCCUAAUAUCCAGUCUAAACUCCGCUGCUGCAACUUGAGGCCAUUUCCUCUUGUCCUGUUGCCUCUUACUUGGGAGAAGAGACCGACCCCCACCUCUCUACAGCCUGCUUUCAGGUAGUUGUAGAGAGCGAUAAGGUCUCCCCUCAGCCUCCUUUUCUCCAGGCUGAACAUCCCCAGCUCCCUCAGCCGCUCCUCAUAAGACUUGUUCUCCAGACCCCUUGCCAGCUUCAUUACUCUUCUCUGGACCUGCUCCAGCACCUCAGUGUCUUUUCCAAAACUGGACACGGUACUUGAGGUGGGGCCUCACCAGUGCCGAGUACAGGGGGAAGGAGGGAGACCAUCUCUGAUCACAAGGGAAGUAUGAAAAGUGGAGCUGGAUUAUUUUUUUUGAAGUCUUCUGAAGUCCGAUUUAGAAAUCACAUGCCAGUUGGAGUUAUGGCAGCAUGUGGGACGGAAGGACGCAGCCUCCAACACAGCUUGGACCGCAGCUCCAUGAGAAAUCAUGCCUAAUGGCUCCAGCAUCGCUCACCUUUGAUGCACCUGAUAAAGCAAUCAUCGUGCCAGAAAGGUCCCGAGAAGCAUCUGCGCGAAAGCCGGCAGAUGGCCCCAGAGGAAAAAGCUUGGUGCUGCGCGGGGCUGGGAUUCACACGCUCCUCGCCCGGUGACUGUGAGCACGGCAGCCUGGAGGUAUCUGUGAAUAAGGAGCCCCUUAAACAUUACAGCCUGGCUGCUCCGAUCCAGUUCUCUCGUGGUAAUAAUCCUGUAUUUAAUGAACAUUUUGAAUUGUGAGCCUGAUUGAAAUAUUUCUAGGAUCAGAGUUUCCAGAGCUCUGCUUCAUGGGAAGAAAGGAGGGGAGGUGAUGUUUAUAUGGCUUUUUCCCCGCUUCGCCUCCCUCAUCUUCUUAGUAGAUGCAUAUUUUCUUGCCUCACUAGACCUGGCUUGUAUGUGAGAAAGAAAGAGGAGAAGCCCCCCACCCAAGCUAUCAUUUUUUCUUUUCUGCUUGUAGAUCUUUUGUCCACUGAAUCUUUCCCAGGUUUUUAUUUUUUUAAAAAACAUCUGGAGUCUUUUUUCUUUUCCUCCUAUUGGUAAUUUCUGCCAGGUUUUCAUUUCGACACUUCCUGUUACUUUUCUUUGAUUUCCAUUCCCUAUUUCUGAUUUAUGAUCCUUCUCUCUGGUGAGCCAGUGAACAGAAACUGGAAUCCAAGUGCAUCCUGUUCUGUAUAUCUUGUAAUAUUGUUACACAGUUGUUUUCCUUUAAGUCAAUGAUUUAUGCCUUAAGACUUCACUCUCCUUGUAAAAUAUACUGCAAGCCCGAUAAGUUAAAAAUGCUCAAAACUCUCAGCCAAAGUUUGUCAGAAAAAUACUGUGACUUUAUGUAGCUGCAAGGAAAUUUUUAUCUGUGGUUGGGAUUUCCAGAUUCUGAGUGU
Messenger RNA from Chroicocephalus ridibundus (black-headed gull), 6093 nucleotides. RefSeq names its product POP1 homolog, ribonuclease P/MRP subunit (gene POP1). The transcript has 15 exons. Gene Ontology annotation, biological process: tRNA 5'-leader removal. Gene Ontology annotation, cellular component: nucleolar ribonuclease P complex; ribonuclease MRP complex. The record is from RefSeq and is a predicted model, not a curated record. Bases 100 to 3132 code for a protein of 1010 amino acids. Lineage: Eukaryota; Metazoa; Chordata; Aves; Charadriiformes; Laridae.